AUGUCCGACCUGCUCAACAAGCCGCGCGCAGAGCUUGCUGAUCUCGCUGCGAAACAACCACAAGCUCCUGGCCAAGGUCAAGGCCUUCGACCGCCAUUGCAACAUGAUCCUCGAGAACGUCAAGGAGAUCUGGAGCGAGACCAACCCGGACGACAGAAACAAGAAGAUGAUGCGAGAACGGUUUGUGUCCAAGAUGUUCCUCAGAGGCGACUCUGUGAUUGUCGUUCUCAAGCACUCUUGACUGGCUUGCUGAGGUAA
Molecule: messenger RNA, 258 nt
Organism: Ogataea haglerorum
Lineage: Eukaryota; Fungi; Ascomycota; Pichiomycetes; Pichiales; Pichiaceae
Exons: 2
Coding region: 1-258 (85 amino acids)
Source: RefSeq, a predicted model, not a curated record